AUGUCGAUAUUAGAUUUGUUCAAAACAACUUCUCCAAUUUCGAAAAUAUCUCUCGACGUCCACAAAGCCGAGCCCCGUUGUAUAAGACAGUUCCACCAAAGUAACUACUUCUGGGGAACAGGGCACAAGCAAGAAACUACUCUACGUGCUACGCCGUGCUCUGGGUAUGCCCUCGCGCGCACCUUGCUUCCAGAUCAAAGCAAUAGCAGCUGGCAAAAGGUACUCGAUCUCGGGCUGGAGAAGCUUAGUGCGGUCUUCCACGAUGUUGAAAAUCCCCAGUCAGAUGGCGCCCCUAGUACCCAACAAAUCGCUGACAUCUGCCUUUCAGACGACCUGGUCGCCUGGCGGGAAGAGCAGCACAAAGCGGGUAAAAUAUUGCCCGCAAAGGGAUACGGAAUUACGCCCGUCUCCGACGCAGUCAUUGACUUGCUGGGUGUUAAAGGCUGGCCAGCACCUUUGUUGACGAAUUCAGCAUUGUUUGGUGCUGGUCUUGUGAACUUAUUGCUUGGCGCGUACGAUUCGGAGGUCUUAUACUCGAAUUACUGCUCUGACAUGGGCUUCUUUUAUGAGCAUGGAUACGACAAAGUGUUCCCGGAAUACCAGUCAUUGUUCCGAAAGUCAGCAACUAAUCCUCAUGCUCUAGCUACCAUCGGAGGUAGAAAGCGCAGGGAAGCAGCAGAUCUGGGACUGCAAUAUAUUAGGACCAAGAUCUCCUUGGAAGAAACACACAAAGCCAACCUCGCCAAUAAAACAGCCAUUAUAAACCGGAAAGACGCUGUGGCGCUAAACUUUUGUGAGUGUAGCUUGUGGGGGUUGGCUGCGGAGAUGAUCGUACAGGGUUCCGACAGCGCUGGGCUCAUCAACGAUUUUGUGUUUAGCUGCCCGGCAACGGAUGUCGUCGAUGUCGGCUCCGACAUACAUAACUCCGAGCUUUUCAACAGCUUCCUUAACACGGCCGACAUUACUCAGACGGGAGUUGUUAGCGAGGAAGUUCUCAGACGCGUGUAUGACGCACAAGCACACAGCGGUGCUAGGAUGUUCACAGAACGAUGGGCUGAGCCAGGAGCACGCAUGUGCUCACUUUUAUAUGCUUGGCAUAUCCUGAAUGACCGACAUAAUUUUCUUCGACGAGCUGUGCUGGGAUACUGUAAAGUGCGAGAUGCGCCUCGACCAGCUCAGCGAGAGGCUGAUUUCGAAGAGGUUUUUGACGACAAUCUGCACACUACCGGAUUCAGUCGUCCGCUCAUCAGUGCGUGUAAUGGCGAGGUCAUCUGUGAUCAUGUCGAGGGGCGUCUUGCUCGGUCUUACGGAGAUCCAUUGUUGAAAGACCUCUGGUUCUAUAUGGCCGAGGGGCCGCUGGAGUAUGCUUCCAAAGGGGUGGUCGACACAGUCACAGAAGAACGGCUGAUUGAGGGUUUGAGAAUCGCGCUGGCAAGGGCAUAUUCGUACGGCCUGGUUGACGACUUGGCUUGGUUUGCGGCCCAUGCAAGUCAGCAUGCAUGGCAGAUGGCGUCGAGCUUGUGGAAUACUUUCUCCCUGCCAACGGCAUUCUUCAGCUCCCCGGUCGCUGCCAUCCUGACCCCAGUGGCUGCAGGGGCACUGGUCGGGUACUCCACGACUUCAGUAAACAACACUCAAGCCAUCUACCGUGCUAUCCGUCAACCGCCUUUUUACCCUCCCGGCUGGGUCUUUGGCCCUGUUUGGACAAUGCUGUACGGCGCAAUGGGCUACGCCAGCUAUCGCGCCACCGUUGCCGGCCUCUCCUCGCCUUCUUCCGCAGUUCGCCAUCUCGCGCACACGUCUCAAGGUCUUUACACGAUGCAACUUGUCACCAAUCUCGUCUGGAUGCCGCUCUUCUUCGGAUGUCGAAAGCCCCUAGCUGCGUUUGUGGAUAUGCUGGUCCUUGCCGGCACAGUCGUAGGGCUGGCGAAUAAUUAUCGAAAAAUCGACAGUGUGGCGUUCUAUUUGUUGUUGCCGUAUUUGGGUUGGUUGGGAUUUGCUUCGUAUCUGAAUUUCGGGGUUGGCUAUUUGAAUGGUUGGGAUAUCUCGGAUGAGAAAAUAGGUCGUUCGACUAAAAAGGAGUGA
Molecule: messenger RNA, 2085 nt
Organism: Talaromyces atroroseus
Lineage: Eukaryota; Fungi; Ascomycota; Eurotiomycetes; Eurotiales; Trichocomaceae
Exons: 3
Coding region: 1-2085 (694 amino acids)
Cellular component (GO): mitochondrial outer membrane
Source: RefSeq, a predicted model, not a curated record